CGUUAUAACAUGCGCUAACGUCAAGUGUUCGGCUGGAUUGGUAUGCAAGAUGGUAGGGAACUUGCCACGGUGCUUAGGACCAUGUGCCACCAUCAAAUGUGGAUCUGGUGAAAUAUGCAAGAUGGUAGAUAACAAGCCAAAAUGUGUAGAUCCUUGUGCGAAUAUCACCUGUCCCAAGGAGAUGAUGUGCGUACUGAAAGAGGUCCAAUGUAUCAAAGCACCCUGUUACCCACAGCCAUCAUGCGUGUCAAAGCCAUAUCUAGGGUGCACCGUGUACAAGGACUCCGUGUGUCAUCAGAACGCCACUUGCGUUGAGGUCAGGAACAAGACCAAAUCCGUUUGUCUGUGUCCCAAUGGAACAGUCGGGGAUGGCAAGAGAACCAUCGCCAACAGUGGAGAGAAGCACAUUGGAUGCUCUGAACCCAAAUGUCCCGAAGGACAGAUCAAGGUUGACUUACAGUGCCUUAGCUUCCCCAAGGACCCACAGACCCCAGACAAAGCUGAGAAGAAGUGUGAGCUCCAGGGUGGCCAUCUGCUGACCCUGUCCACGGACACGCAAUGGAAGGCGAUGAAGGAUGAACUGGUGAAGGCAGGGCAGACAAAACAGGUCCUGAUUGGAUAUACCGACGCCGAUAUAGAAGGCCAGUUCGUCUGGGUGGACAACACGGCUUAUGAUAAAUGGGCUCCGGAAGAACCCUCCACAAUAGAUAGCCAGAAAAAGGAUUGUGUGGUGAUUGAUCCUUCUAAAGGCUUCGAGUUUGUGACAGUCCCUUGUGAUGGGAAGUACGCUUAUGCUUGCAGUCGAGACCUGAACCCUUACAGGCCCUGUCCACCAGGUUGGGCAUACGAUUACGAAAAAGGAGGCGAAGACUGCUACUUUGACAAACCCGGCAAUAAAAGCUUUCACGAUUCGUACAUGACUUGUGUCCAGCAUAGCGGUGACUUGAUUAAGAUAACAAGCAAGGAGGAUGAAGAAAAAGUUAAGGCAAUGCUUACGAUGCCCGAAGGCGUUAAAAUGUGGAUCGGGGUCCGCCUUACUACUAGAGGCCGCUGGGAGUGGCUUCUGGCCGGCGAAUGGUCUGAAGCAACCUACACCAACUGGGCGAAAGACGAGCCCAGGGUCGGCAACGAAUGCGCCGUGAUUGACAGCGAUAUGAAAUGGUACAGCAUGCACUGCAAGAGCGGGACUGCGAUGGUGAAGUGCGAGAAAGGACAGAAUGAGGACGAGUCUUGCCCUGAGGGCUCGCAGCGCUUUGGAGGGUAUUGCUAUCACUCCAGCAAGAACCAGCUAGGAGGGGGAGAGGCAAGCGCGACAUGUGAACAAAGAGGUGCCAAGCCAGUCACCAUCAGAAAUGAACAGGAACAGAUAUUCAUCGCCAAUUAUCUCUCAAGUCAAUUCACUGGCAAAGACUUUUGGAUAGGUCUUACUGAAGACAACACGACCGACGGUGCAUACACAUGGUCUGACGGAACAAUCUUCGGAAAUGGAAGCUACUCCAGCUGGGGUUCGAAGCAGCCAGAUGAUAACAAUACGGGAAGCUGUGUUGGUCUCGACCAUAGUGACGGUUUCAAUUGGAACGACGCUGACUGCGCGGAGAAAAAAUACCCCCUUUGUUAUUACAGAAACCAGGCCUGCGCAGCGGAAGGCGAGUGUCACAAAAAAGGCGAUUGCAAAUUGGGCCAGUGUCGAUGCAGAGAUGGGUACGCCGGCGACGGGAAGAAGCUGUGCUUUGAUGUUGACGAAUGCGAAGACGAAAAAUUGAAUAAUUGUCACGAACACGCUAACUGCACCAAUACAGGCGGUUCGUUUAAGUGUACGUGUAUGGAGGGAUAUGAGGGAGAUGGCGUCAAGUGCAAAGAUGAACGUAUUUGCACUGACGAUUCAAAAUGCAGUUCGAAAGGAAAGUGUCAAUUCAACGAGACCGGCGGUGACAAUAAGUGCGUGUGCAAUCCUGGCUUCGAGGGUAAUGGCAUCGAUUGCAAAGACACGAACGAGUGUAUUCCAACGCCAGUAUCUCCGCUAGGCCCGUGUCAUCCCAGUGCAUCCUGCGAGAACAAAGAGGGUAGCUUCGAGUGUAAGUGUAAGAACGGAUUCAAAGGCGACGGAGAAGUCGGCGAAGAAAAAACAGGAUGCGAAAAGAUACCAAUGACUUGUGACGAGGUAAGACUAGCUAAAGGAAAGCCGGACGAGAAAGAAAAUCCGAAGGAAGAAGACCGCUACACCAUUGACCCUGACGGUACCGGUGACCUUGAACCAGUGAAGGUCAAAUGCAUCAUGCGACCUGAUGACGACAUCGGCAUAACAGUCAUUGACCAUGAUAAGGAAAAUCCGAACAACGUCCCACCCAAUAAUGAUGAUCCUCAAGAGGAUAAGUCUUCCUUGAGAUACAUAAUUGAUAUCUUGAAGAUAUUUGCCCUUAUUGAGAACUCUAAGUACUGCUACCAGGAAAUGUGGCACAAGUGCCAAACAGGUCAUGACUUCCUUGUCAACAACAACACCCUUUGGAAAGACGGCAAGGGAAAACUUCACAAUAGUUGGUCCGGUGCGCUGACAGAAGGAAAGUGUGUGUGUGGUGAACUGUCAGCCUGUAGAGAUCCCUCUUCACACUGUAACUGCGACGGCACUCAAGACGGUUCCGCCGAGGACGCUGGCUUCUUGACAAAGAAGAAGUUUCUGCCAGUGACGGAAGUCUGGUCAGGCGGUAUCAAAAAUGGCAAGUCUACCUAUUGGAAAGUAGGACCUCUCAAGUGUGGACCAAAGCCAUUCGACAUCCCGAAAGAUUGCCACGAGGCAAAAUUCAAACUUGGAAUGAAGACCGACCGCAUCCUCCUGAUAGACGUUGACGGACCGAAUGGGGUCACAGAGCCCGUCUAUGUCAACUGUGACAUGACGACCUAUCCUCAAACAGGUGUUACCAUGUUACCCCAUGACAAUGGCCACGGGCCCCCCAGCAAUCCAAACAAACCCAAAGGGAAGACAGGGCCAGGCGAACCACAGGAACCGACCUCACCCGACGACAUACCACUGGUUUACCCGGCCUCGCCAGAGCAGAUAAAGAAGCUCAUUGAAAUAUCCCAGUUCUGUUCUCAGUACGUUGAGUUUGAAUGCACGAAUCACCCGAUAACCUCGGAUACCGAAUGGUAUGACAUCGACGGCAACAAGGUAGCCCACUUCCCCGGCGGUAAUGCGCAGAGGCAGUGCGCCUGUGGCGUAGUCGGGCGAUGUGAAGACAACAAACAAUGCGAUUGCGACAUCAAGGACGGCAAAACCAGAAAAGAUUUCGGCUUGUUAACAAAAUCUGGCCCUCUACCAGUCGGAAAGCUGAAAUUCAAGAAGGUUGGGAAGGGUGGUGCGAAGGGAAAGUUUAGCGUUCACAUGUUAAAGUGCGGCCAAGCCCAGUUCGGCAUUCCACCAACGUGCCAAGAGGUUCGCAAGAAGUCAGAUAAAACGUAUGCAUACCUGAUAGAUCCGGAUGGCAGAGGCAAGGUCUUGGUCCCCGAUAAUACUAACGCCCCUUUCAUGGUCUAUUGCAAAAUGGUCAAGGAACCGCCACUAGGUAUCACUGUUAUUGGUCACCCAGAUGACGGAACGGAAAAAGGCCCAGACCCAGGCCCGCAGACCGAUACACCCACAUACUAUGACGCCACCCUCAAACAGAUCAAGGGUCUGACUAAGAUCGUAGCAUACUGCAAGCAACGCAUCACCAUUAAUUGCAAGAAAUUCAAACUCCAUGAAGGAGCAUCACAGUUGGUGUCCUGGAAGGAUGUAAACGAUAAUACCAAGUACUACUUCUCUGGAACGACUGGUAACUCAUGUGAAGACAAUAAAUGCAACUGUGAUACACGGUCAAAUUCAUGGGUUUCCGACAGUGGUUUCCUCAUGGACAAAGACCAGCUCCCCGUGACGAAGGUCGUUGUAGAGAACCUCGCGGCGGCUUCGGCGCAAAAUGGAGGAGCCAAGAUCAAAUACAAGCUAGAGGCCAUGGAGUGUUACAGUCUGUUCCCGACGUGCUAUCAUCUACAGCAGAGGUAUCCCUCAUAUGAUGACUUCAAGAUAAGGGAUGGAUAUUACGUGAUUGACGCCGAUGGUCCCGAUCCUGUCGAGCCCUUCCGAGUGUACUGUGACUUCCCCCUUACACAGGUCAAACCUGAUCCUAAAAAUGCUGAGAAGGUGAACUCGAAAGACGAUGAAGCAGAGGCUGUUGGUGAUAAGACAAAAUGUUUCGACGUUAAAUACAAGGAUGCUACCUAUGAACAACUCAAGGCUCUGACCAAAGUUUCUGGCUUCUGUAAGCAGUUUGCCGUCUACUGGGGUUGGAAUGCCCCGUUCACUGGUCAUAUGUACUGGGAGAAUACAGCUGAUGGGGUAACGUGGGCAAAACAGCCAGGCUGGGCUGGUAGUCUCGGGGCCCCAAAGUGCGCCUGUGGCCCCAUCAAGAGCUGCACUAACGGCCGCGAUAAGAGCUGCAAUAGCGACGCGGAGUCCGGCAAAUGGGAGUCAGACCACGGCGAAUUCAUUGACAAGAGCAUCCUUCCCGUGAAUAGGUUCUGUCACAAUUACAAGGACAACAAGAAAGGGAGAUGGUCCCAGCACAGAGUUUACAAACUGGAGUGCAGCAACAAGCAAUUUCAUAUUCCCGAAUCCUGUCAAGAAUUGAGGGACUGGAAAUACUGGACCUACGGGUACUUGCGGUCGCUCAAUGCUGGGUUUCCAGGGAAAACGCCUUGGCUGAUCGACCCUGAUACGCAGAAAUCAGACAAGCUCAAACCAUUCAUUGUUCUCUGCGACUUCGUGCAUAAUCCGCCUAUUGGGAUCACGAUCAUCAACCACAAUGACGAAGACUGCGAAGACAUCAAAUCGACAGAAGUUACAAAGACAUUCACAUACCUCGAAGCCACCAAGGCCCAGAUAGUAGGCCUGACCAAGGUCUCCACCUUCUGCACUCAGAAUGUGAGAUACGAGUGCUCUAAUGACAAGUUAGCACUCGAGAAGGACAAGUAUGGCUGGUGGGACCGAGACAACAAGUGGGUUGAUCAUUGGUCUGGAAAUAACCAUGGAGUAUCUUGCAAGGGGGCAGACUGUAAGUGCCAGGGUACAGGUCACCAUGUCGAUGGCCAGAUGGUUAUGGAUAAGGAAAUCCUGCCAGUAUCAAAGGUGGUAGCCAAGGCCACGAGUGGAAAGCGAAAGCUCUGUGUUGAAUCUCUCGUAUGUUAUGCGCUUUACCGCAGUUGCCACGAAAUCCGGCGCUCCAACAAUCACUGGAAUCCACUUCGCAACAACAUCUACGCCAUUGAUCCCGAUCGUGCCAAACUCAGGAGGCCAUUCGCCGUGACCUGUGAUUUCAAGACAGACAAAGGUUACGGCAUAACGAUCGUUAAUCACAACUCAAAUACCUUCAAACCUACCAAAAACGGAAUAAUCGAAAUCACCUACCCAGCGACAAAAGACAUCUCCGCACCACACCUUACCAUCCAAGGCCUUGCAGAGAUUUCUGGUUACUGCUCACAGGAGCUGAGGUACAAAUGCACAAAAGCGCCUCUCCUGGGCAAAUUUGGAACCUAUUUCAGCGACUUUGCUGGCAGGUAUAUCAACCUGUGGUCUGGAGCGGACAACAGCGGUGCUGCAGACACCUGUGGCUGUGGUCUCUUCAAUACCUGUCCUACCCCGGGAGCAAAGUGCCGCUGUGACGGCUUAAAUACGUCGCCACGAUCUGGUGAUGGAGGCCUAGUCUGGAAUCGUGACUUGAUGCCAGUGAAGAGCAUCCAUGUUGGAGGACUUGGGUCUGGAUCCAAGGUUGAAAUUCUCUUGGGGCCCAUGCGGUGCAGUCCUCGACCAUUCAACCUGCCAAAAGACUGUCAGGAGGUCCUGAACAAGGGAUACGGCACCGGCGAACACCUAAUCUGGCCAAAGAAAAGUUUGCAACCAUUCUUGGUGACAUGUGACAUGGAUAUCAAAGCAAAAUUAGGGGUUACGAUAUUUGUUCCUAAGAUAAAAGAGAACAGUAUUCCUAGUCAUGGAAAGGUUCCAGUAGUCUACAGGGAAGCCACUAUUGAGCAGGUCCUUGCACUGGUCGAAAUAAGCGAGUUCUGCCUUCAUCCCCUCAAGUACAAGUGCAGAUCAUCUAAUAUGUUUGCAAACUCCGACAAGGGUCGAUUCAGCUUCAAGAAUGCCAAGGACCAAGAGAGACGGAACUUCGCCCACGGGGGAGAUGGCAAGUGUGGCUGUGGGAAGGAUAAGCGAUGCAGCGGGCCUGGCUCACCCAAAGAUAUCAACACUAGAGUAUGCAACUGUGAUAGUGGCGAUAACGUUACCCGCUUAGACGCGGGCUCCUUCAAUAAUAAGGCUGACUUCCCCAUCAAGGAAUUUAACUUUGGCAGUGGUUCAUACGAUUACAGUCUCUUCACUCUAGGGAAUCUUUAUUGCGCAAGAGGCCAAUUCGACUAUGAUGAAUGUUCCGAGUUCAACGAUUGCGACCAAAAUGCCAAAUGUGUUAAUCACGACCCUGACUUCGAUUGCCGGUGCAAAAAGGGCUGGCAGGGCAAGGGAACUACUGCCAGUGCCACGGGAAGGCAAUGUCCAGAUGACGAUGAAUGCAAGAUGGCUCCAUCUCCAUGUCCACAGGACCGAGCGAACUGCACCAACACGCCCGGAGACUUCAUCUGCAAAUGCCAUGCAGGUUACGAGCAGACCGGGAAGUCAACUUGCGUUGACAUCGAUGAAUGUGCCAACAAGACCCACAACUGCGAUGAAAAUGCAAACUGUGUUAACACCAUUGGUUCUUUCUUGUGCCGCUGCAAGCAAGGGUUCAGAGGAACAGGUAUAAAGGGAGAUUGCGAAGAAUUCGGUAGUUGCGCCUGCUAUGGUGAUCCCCACUGCAGCUCAUUUGACAAGAAGUCACUGCAUUUCCAAGGAGCGUGCACCUACACGAUGGUCAGGGAUCGGUGCACCGAGGGCAGAAUACCAAACUACGAGGUCGCACAGAAGUCUUCUCGGCGAGGAAACAUCCAAGCGCCACUCGUGUCAUGGGUAAAAAAUGUCAUCAUUAAGAUUGGAAUGGCACAGAAUUACCUAAUAUGGCUAGACGAAGGCAAAUCUGUCUAUAUUAACUCAGAGGAGGUGACUUUGCCUGUUACUGUCAGCGACCUAAUAACUGUCAAUGGAGUGAACAUGUCCUACACGAUUAAAAUAGAAGGAAGCGAAGUUGUGGUACGCUUUGCGAAUAAACUGGAAGUGCGGUGGUCAGGGACAACUCGAGUUGAUGUCAUCGUGCCAAAGGAAUUUAAAACCAAGACCUGCGGACUUUGUGGUAACUUCAAUAACAACGAAGCUGAUGACUGGACCAUUGGGCCGGCUUGUAAAGAUGCGGGAAAGCUGACAACCAACAAUAAUAAAUUUGGUAACUCCUGGCAUACAGACAACCCGACCUACAUGCCUUGCUUUUCUGACUGCGACCCCGACCCUACUCCUGAUUGUUCAGGACCUAUGCGAGUCAGCGCGGAGGCCAAGUGUGCUAUCCUCAAGGACCCGAAAGGCAAAUUUAAGGUGUGUUUGGAUGCUGUCCCCGCGAGAUUUGGGGAUUCAUUUGGGGAAACCUACUAUUCGGCUUGUGUAUAUGACGUGUGUCGAGCGCCAAAUAAGGCUGAACUCAGUAUUUGUGAGGCUGCAUCAACGAUGGUCGAAGAGUGCAUGCGCGCAUUCUAUGUUGAAGUGAAAAAUUGGAGAACGAAGGACUUUUGCGAGAUAACAUGCAGUGAGGGUAUGGUCUACAAGACGUGUGGGAGCCCUUGUGAGAUAAAGACGUGCACUUCGGCCAAUUCGUCGAAGCCCGUGUGCAUUCAACUGUGCAAGGAGGGCUGUUUCUGCAAGCCUGGACUAGUUAUGGAUGGAGAUAAGUGUAUUAAACCGGAGGAUUGUGGAUGCACGGAAAACGGGAGAUAUUUUUCAGCUAACGAGACAUUCGUCAGACCUAACUGUUCGGAGUCGUGUAUCUGUGACAGUAAAACAGGAAAGUUGGUUUGUACCAAAAUUAACUGUGACAAAGAUGCAAGCUGUGCUAUCAAGGGUGGAAAGAAGAACUGCUACUGCGACAAGGGCUUUGAAGGCGACGGACAAGAUUGUGACGAUAUUGACGAGUGCAAGAAUUCUGCCAAGCCCGUCUGUGACAAGAAUGCCUUCUGUAAUAACACGUAUGGUUCAUAUAACUGUACCUGUGAAAAGGGAUUUGAAGGCGCUGGCCGUGGUGCAGGAAGCUGUGCUAAUAUCGACGAAUGCGAACGGAAGACACACAAUUGUCAUAAAAAUGCUGAAUGCUCCGACACUACUGGAUCAUUUAACUGCGACUGCAAAGAAGGUUACUCAGGGAACGGCACCAAUUGUGAUAACAUCGAUGAAUGUACGACAGGCAGAAACCGGUGUGAUAAGAUCGGCACGACCUGUCGAGACACCGAUGGAAAGUAUGCUUGUGACUGCAAGAAUGGAUUCUCCAGCAGAGUCGACGAUUUUGAGUGCAAAGACGAUGACGAAUGUACUGACCCCAUCUAUAAAAACAACUGCCAUGAAGAUGCUGACUGCAGCAAUGCUCCCCCCGGGAAAUUCAGUUGUAAAUGCAAGGAAGGCUACAUCGGGGAUGGAGUCAACUGCACAGACAAGGACGAAUGCGAGGACCCCAAGGACAAUAGCUGCGACCCCAAUGCAAACUGCACCAACAGCAUCGGCUCAUAUAGCUGUAAAUGUAUUGCUGGUUACAAAGGAGAUGGCUUCACCUGUGAAGACAUAGAAGAAUGCAUAGAGCAACGCUUGACAGUAAUAUGCAAUCAAGAUACUGAGGUUGCAGAAUGCAUCAACACAGUUGGUUCGUACGAAUGCGAGUGUAAGGACGGCUAUGAGGGUGAUGGGGUCACUUGUGUUGAUAUCGACGAAUGCAUUACUCUAGGCCCUACAGCAUGCGGCGAUGACUCCGAGUGUAACAACACUCGUGGUACAUACACCUGUGAAUGUGAGGAUGGCUACGCGAGUGCCACCAACGAUGGCAAAAAUUGCGAAGACAUUGACGAAUGCAAAGAUCCCAAGAAAUCGCCGAAAUGUGAUAUCCGUGAGACAGACAAUGUUUCCCACGGCUUCUGUGUGGACAACCCUGGAGACUAUGAGUGCAAGUGUAGUCCAGGCUUCAUAGACGUGAAGGGGGAUGGAUCGUACUGUAAAGAUAUCGACGAGUGUACUACCGUCCCUGACACUUGUGGUGAUGAGAAUGCCUUGUGUAAAAACACCCCAGGCUAUUUCAAAUGUACCUGUAAAGAAGGUUACCGGGACAACGGGGCAUAUUGCGAAGACAUUGACGAAUGCGCAGAGGAUAUUGAUGAAUGCGACAGUAAGGCUGAUUGUGUUGAUGUGGAUGGAACGUACGUUUGUACUUGUCAGGAUGGCUACAAGAGUGCAGGAAAUGGCGGACGCAAGGGCGAUUGCAAAGAGGUAGACGAGUGUAAAGACAACCUCAUAGGCUGUGGCCCCAGAGAGGAAUGCAUUAGGAAUGGACCAACCGACUACUCGUGUAAAUGCAAGGAGAAGUUUGAACCCAGGCCGAACGGUCAACUAGGCUGCAGAAAGCCUGACCUUUGCAAGAACAUGACAAAUACUCCUUGCUUUGAUGUGACAGAGUUUUGUAUCCCUAAAAAAGGAGGGGAGUUUGACUGUGGCUGUAAGGACGGAUUCAAGAAGAACCCAAGUAGCAAUUCCUCCAACGAUCGAUGCGAAGACGAAAACGAAUGCAUUGAGGGAUCUCAUGUUUGUCACAAACUAGCCGACUGUCACAACACAUUCGGAGGCCAUAGCUGUUCGUGUAGGAAGGGAUAUGUUGGAGAUGGGCAGAAUUGCAAAGAUGAUAACGAGUGUGAGAAGAAACCAGCACCAUGCAAAGGUCCGAAGGCGAGGUGCAUUAACACACACGGCAGCUUCAAGUGCAAGUGCGGCCAGGGUAACAAGCUGAAAGGAGACACGUGCGAAGAUCGCGACGAGUGCGUGGAAAAAAGGCACGACUGCCGUAAGAGUGCUGUGUGCAAUAACACGGAAAACGGUUUCCAGUGCGACUGUAAAAAUCCAGCCGACCUCAAGGAUAGAGAUGGAAAGGGUUGUCAUCCAAACAACGACUGCUCGGAAGAUCCAACGAUUUGCAUUAGCUCCAAGGAAUGCGUCCGAAAGAAUGGGAAGAUGAGAUGCGAGUGUAAGGAUGGAUACAAACCAGUUGGUAUUACAUGCAAAGAUAUUGAUGAGUGCGUGGAGUCUGGAAUACCACCCUGCAAUGGCCCACACCAGCGCUGCGUCAACAAAAUACCUGGGUUCGAAUGCAAGUGUGACGAUGGCUAUAGACGUUUGCAAAAUGGCAGAUGCAAAGAUAUUGAUGAAUGCAAAAGAGACAAGCCCAAGGCAUGCGGCACGAAUGCAACAUGUAAAGAUACUGAAGGCAGCUACGAGUGUUCAUGUCGUUUGGGGUUCAAGUUACUGCCAGACAAAUCCUGCGAAGAUAUUGACGAAUGCCGAAACAAAAAAAAAGCCGGCUGCGAUGAUCUAGCUGACUGCAUUAACACAAUUGGAUCACAUAUUUGUGAAUGCAGAGAGGGCUACUCCGGCAAUGGAAAACGAUGCGAGAAUAUCAAUGAAUGCAACGAGAAACAGCACAAAUGUCACGAGAAGGCUGUAUGCAAGGACACUGUUGGUUCGCACAUUUGCACGUGCAUCGACGGUUUCACGGGAAAUGGCAGACAUUGCAAAGACAUCAAUGAAUGUGACGAAAAUCGAAUUCGUCACAACUGUGGCAAGCAUGCGAAGUGUGUUAACUUAUAUGGAAGUUUCAAAUGCGAAUGCGAGGACGGAUUCGCUGGUCACUGUGAUCAGUGUAGAGACAUUGAUGAAUGCGUUGAGGGUAAAGCAAAGUGUAGCACAUAUGCAACAUGUACAAACUACGUUGGCGGAUUCAACUGCAACUGUAAGAAAGGCCUCUUUGGAGACGGACACAACUGCUGGGAUUUUGAUGAAUGUGCCCUUGGGAUCCACGAGUGUGGUGACCAGUCGUUUUGCGAGAAUACCUUCGGUGGCUAUAUAUGCGUGUGCAACAUUGGAUACAAGUCUGUUGAAGACUCUCGCAAGGGCCAAAAAUGCAUCGAUUUUGACGAAUGCUCCAAUUCACUUGGAGGUUGUAAUGAGAAUGCCGAAUGUAUCAACACAGUAGGCUCCUACAUUUGCCAGUGUAAAGUAGGUUUUUCAGGUGAUGGCAAGGAGUGCAAUCCCAGCAAUGUCAGAAACUGUGGCGACAAGACGUGUCAUGAGAUGGCAAUGUGUGAGGACGGUGUAUGCAAAUGUCGAACAGGCUUUACUGGAAAUGGUGUAUCUUGUACUGAUGUUGACGAAUGUAAGACAGGGAUGGUAUAUUGUCAUGCCUCGGCCGACUGUAUCAACACACCAGGGUCCUUCCUCUGCAGAUGUCGAUUCCCAUUCCUCGGAAAUGGUGAAAUCUGUUUUCCUUUUUGGAACCCCUGUAUGGGAGGUUUGGCAUGUGGCAAAGCCGCCUCGUGUAAACCUAAGCAGGUUGGACGCUUUGGAAAAGGAUCUGUAUCAAUUCCGCAAUGUCUCUGCCUCGAUGUCAACAAGAAAUUGGACUCAAGGGAAUUCCACUGCAUAGACAAGAAUGAGUGUCUGGACCCGAACUACUGUGCCGUGAAUCAGGAAUGUCUAGACUACACUAAUGGCGCUGCCUGCGUGUGCAACCCUGGAUUUGAGAGUGUUGACGGCGUUUGUACAGAAAUAAAUGCUUGUGACUCGAAGCAACACCUCUGUGAUCCAAGUCAGGAAUGCGUCUUCCGUGGCAAUGGAAAUGGUUACCUUUGCGAGUGUGGCAGUGGUAUGAAGGAAAACCCAGUUACCAAAACGUGCGAGCCAGUGCCUCAAUGCAUCAAGGAUUGUGGUGAAGGAAAAACCUGCAAGAUUGUUGGACCAACGAACGAGGAGACUUGUGUAUGUCAAACUGGCUACACACUGGCACAUCCAAAUGGACCUUGUGUUGAUGAUGACGAGUGCCAAACCUGGGGAGCUCGUGAAUGUGACUUGAAAAAUGCUAAGUGUGCCAAUACUGAAGGGAGUUUCAAGUGCAAAUGCAAGGACGGCUUCCUUCUCAUCAGCGGAAUGUGUCUUCUCGAACCGUGUUUGGAUGGUAAAAAUGCUUGUGAACUUGGAGAGAGAUGUAUUCCCGAUGAUACGGAGGCGAAGUCCUACCGCUGCGAGUGUAAAACAGGCUACAAGAAGGAAAACGAUAAGUGUGUUGAAGACAAAUUACCUGAUUGCAACUGUGGGCCACACGGUGUCUGUAAAACAUCAACAGAAGGGGCAGCCCUUGGAAAAUGUCGAUGUGACAACGGUUUCAGAAUAGACCCGAAAGCCGUUAAAGACAUCUGCGUCGAUGACAACGAGUGUAACCGGCCUGAUGCAUGCCAUCCUCUUGCCAUCUGCACCAACACGCCCGGUAGCUUCACAUGUGAAUGCCUGAAACCCAACUUUGUAGGGGAUGGUGUCCAAUACUGCGAUCUAAAUGAAUGUUUUUAUAAAAAAGACAACGUAUGCCAUGAGAAGGCAGACUGCAUCAACGAACCUGGAAGCUACAAGUGCAAGUGUCACGAAGGUUACAGGGGCGAUGGAAUCACUUGCGAACCCGAGCCUGACCCAUGCCUUAUCAAAAACGGCAACUGUCCUUUAAACAGUUACUGCCUAACUAAGAAAUUGAAAGCAAAGUGCGUCUGCAAUAGAGGCUAUCGAGGUGACGGCGGGAGUUGCGUCGAUGUCGACGAAUGUAAAACUAAAGGAUUGUUACAAAAUAAGUGCGUUCCGAAUUCCAAAUGCCAGAACUAUCUUGGAGGUUAUAUGUGUGAAUGUAUGACUGGUUAUGAAGGGAAUGGAUGGGAGAAAUGUGAUGAUAUUGACGAGUGUGAGACUGGAAAGCACACAUGCCAUGCACGAGCAGACUGUAGCAAUACUGUCGGCAGUCACAAGUGUACAUGCAAAGAAGGAUUUAAGGGCGAUGGUCUCUUCUGUGUCCCUGAUGCCAGAUGCAAGAAUGUCGGUGGAUGUGGGGCUAAUGCCUCGUGUGAACCGAAGGACGACGGAUUCGUAUGUAAAUGUGAUGAAGGGUUUACAGGCGAUGGACAAACCUGCAAAGAUAUCAACGAAUGUGCAAACAAAAAAGACAAUAACUGUCACAAGAACGCCAAGUGUAAAAACAAAGACGGUGGAUACGAGUGCGACUGUAAACCAGGCACUGCUGGAGAUGGAAAGCUCGUGUGCAGAGACAAGAAAGAAUGCGUGGAGCCUGGUGGCAAGAAGUGUGGCCAACAUGCUCACUGUGUAGACAGGUUCGAAGACAGAGCCGUCUGCAAGUGCAACAAGGGAGCCGAACGGGUUGGGGGAAAAGGAAAAUGCCUGCCCAUCAACGAAUGCGCUAAUGACAGUUUGAACGAAUGCGACAAGGAAAAUGCAGAUUGCGAGGACACGACAACGGCCUACACCUGCAAGUGCAAGGAUGGCUUCCGUGGAAAUGGGGAGAAUUGCAACGACAUUGACGAAUGCAAAGAAGGCUUGGCAAACUGUGACAAGAAUGCCCUCUGCAUCAACACGCCUGGGAACUACACCUGCAAAUGCCUCAAGGGAUUUCUCGAAGGCAAGGAGAACUGUACUGACAUCAAUGAGUGCGAAGAUCCGAAAACAAACAUCUGUGCUGAGCAGGCUGAUUGCGAUAAUAAGGAUGGGUACUAUGAGUGCACGUGCAAGGAUGGGUUCGUCGGAAACGGACAACAGUGUGUCAAACCAAACCCUUGCGAUGCUAAACCAAAACCGUGCUUCAAAAAUGAGGAAUGUUCUGAAGAAAAGGGAAAGGCUGUGUGUGCUUGCAAGGAAGGACUUGAGAAAAACUCCACGGGAAAAUGCGCUCCUGUUAAUGAAUGUGCAAAUGGGACUGCAAACUGUGACCCUAAUGCUGACUGUAUUGAUAAGUAUUUUGGCUUCGAAUGUAAAUGUAAGAAGGGAUUCACUGGCAAUGGAACGAAGUGCGACGAUAUCAACGAGUGUGACCCGAGCACACCUGAGGGUGGUGGUGGCGGAUGUGACAGCACUGGUGGUGUAUGCGUCAAUACCCCUGGAGGCAAUUUUUGUACCUGUGACAAGGAUUUAAAGGAAGGCCCGAACAGCUCCUGCGAAGGUAACCCCCUUUGCGAUAAAGAUAAUGGUGGAUGCGAUGGGAAUGCCAAUUGUACGGACGGUCAAGGUCGAUCCGUAUGCGUAUGUAAGGAAGGAUUUGAUGGUGAUGGAAAGAACUGCACGGACAUUAACGAAUGUGCACUCAAGCAAGAUGAAUGUUGGGGUACACGAACCUGUAAAAACAAGGAGGGUGGGUACACGUGUGACUGUAAAGAAGGCUUCAAGGAGAACACUACCACCAAAGAAUGCGAAGAUAUUGAUGAGUGUGCAGAGAAAACUGACGACUGCAAAGGGAAUUCAACCUGUGUUAAUCUUCAGGGCGACUUUGCCUGCGUGUGCAUGCCUGGCUUCAGGGGAGAACCAUGUGAAGACAUUGAUGAGUGCAAAGAGGACAUUCACCCAUGCAGUGAAUACGCCACCUGCACAAAUACAAUUGGUAACUGCACAUGUGACUGCAAUCAUGGCUACAAGGGAGAUGGAAUAAUCUGCGAAGAGGAGGACGAAUGCAGGCUUCCAUCAGACUGUGAUACCAAAACCAGCUUCUGUAAAGUCAAGGAUGGCCAGGACAUAUGCGCCUGCAAGGCCGGGUAUAAAAAAGUGGGAGACAAAUGUGUUGAUAAAAAUGAGUGUGUACUGAAGAAGGACAAAUGCCAUCCCAAGGCCAGCUGUAAGAACAAGGAGCCAGGGUAUUCAUGUACAUGUAAAGAGGGAUACAAGGGGGAUGGCUUCAACUGUGUUGAUGUUGAUGAAUGCAAAGAAAAGAAGGACAACUGCCACGCAGAUGCCAAGUGCAAAAACAACGAUGGGUCCUUUAAAUGUAAAUGCAAGAGAGGAUUCACAGGAGACGGUGUCAAGAAAUGUGACAAUGACAAUGAGUGUGAUAAGCUCAAAAGUCCCUGUUCACCUAAUGCCAAAUGCAAGGACAAGCCGGGAUCAUUCACUUGCAAAUGUAAAAAAGGCUACAGAGGUGACGGCAAGAAUUGCACUCAAAUUAACGAGUGUGAUGAAGGCCCGCAUGACUGUGACGUUCUAAAUGGAAAAUGCAAGGACCUUCCUGGGUCAUUCGAAUGCGAAUGCAAUCCUGGAUUCACAGGCGAUGGAAAGCGCUGUAAAGAUAUCAACGAGUGUGACUUGCCUGAUAGAUGCCCACCAGAGUCUAAAUGUAUCAAUGGCAGGGGCUCAUACACGUGUCAAUGCAACAUAGGAUAUGCUCUUGUAGGAAACUCAUGUGACGAUAUUGAUGAAUGCGAGGGAAAGCCGUGCGACUCCACGGCCAAGUGUAGGAACACGCAGGGCUCAUUCAAGUGUACCUGUCCCCGAGGGCACUGGAAGACGCCAUCAGGGAAAUGUGUUGAUAUCAACGAAUGUCUUAAAUACACGCCAUGCAAUGGAAAAAAAUGUCACAACACACCUGGAUCAUAUGAAUGUGUCUGUGAAAACGGAUAUGAGCAAGCCGGGAUAUACUGUGUUGAUGUUGACGAGUGUGAAGACGAUCCAUGCAUAGUAGGGGAGUGCAUCAACCAGCCUGGCGGAUACCGAUGCAAGUGCCCAGGUGGCUUCCUGGAGGUCCGCAAAAAGGAAAAUGGUGUACUCAAGUCCGCAUGCAAAGAUAUUAAUGAGUGUAUCCAGACUGGCCACAAUCCUUGCGGAAAUAAUGGGACGUGUAGGAACACGCAAGGCCAUUACAGAUGCCGAUGUGAUAAGGGAUUCUUCUUUUCAGCGAGGCAGGGAAAAUGUAUUGACAUCGACGAAUGCAGACUUCCAGAAAUCAAUCUACGGUCCGCUAAGUGCGAGAACGGCAAAUGCACAAACACAAUUGGGAGUUACACAUGUGAUUGCUUAUCUGGUUACACCAAGGUUGAUGGCAAAUGUGUUGACAUUGACGAAUGUAAGGAGAAACCAUGUGACCUGGCUGCAAAUUGCUACAAUACUGACGGUUCAUUCUAUUGUAUUUGUACGGAGAAUUACGCCGGUGAUGGCCGCUACUGCGAAGAUACCAAUGAGUGUUCAGUGCCAGACACUUGUCCCAACCCCAAAGGCUCAACGUGCGUCAACGAGAUAGGGGGCUACACAUGUACUUGUAACCCUGGAUACGCUGGUGAUACUUGUGAUCCAAAAGAUGAGUGUGCCAAUGUCAAUUGCACUCAAAACGCCUACUGCAUCAGUCAAGUGAUGGACAGUUAUCAAUGCCGAUGCAACCCUGGGAGUAUAGCCCCGUCCUGCAUGGAUGCGGACGAAUGCAAGAGCAACAUUGACAACUGUGACAUUAAUGCAGAAUGCUCAAAUACCAACCCCUAUUUCAAAUGUAAAUGCAAAUAUGGCUUUGAUGGAGAUGGACGGAACUGCAAGCCUCAAUGCCGCCCAAGUCUGUGCAAAGCGCCCAAACGCUGCGUGCUUAAUGACGGAGUUCCAAGCUGCGUGUGCACCUGCACUUCGAAGGGUUGCAUGGCAUCUGGCGAAGUGUGUGGCACGGAUGAACAAACGUACCUGUCCUACAAGGAGCUGGUGAUUAAGUCUUGUGAAGCAGGCAACAGGGUUAAGGUUCUACAUGAAGGUUACUGUGCAAGAACUUGCAACGACAUUCAGUGUCCUGAAAGGAAAGAAUGCUACUACGAUGAGAUGAAACGUCCAGGUUGUCGCUGCCCUGCCUGCAACCAUGAGGACAAGAUCUCAGGACCAGUCUGCACUAAACGAGGAAGAACUUUUAAAUCUAAAUGCGCGUUCAACUACAACAAGUGUAGCAAGGGAACCGAUGACGAAAUCGCCCAUGAUGGGCAGUGCACGACCAGUGGAAGGGAAUGCAAAGUAGGAGAGUGGACACGAUGGACUCCCUGCACCAUCACCUGUGGUAAAGGUCAACAGUCUAGGACCAGGGUCAUCACCAGGUCUGGUCCGAACUGCCCGAAGUUAAAGGACAUUAAGUACUGUUACAAAGAUGUCUGCAAUAACAGUCCGUGUGCGAACCAUACGUGCCCAGGAUUGGAACAGAUAUGUGAUAUCAAGCGAGAUGGAACGCCGGGUUGCUUUUGUCCUAAUUGUACUGAAGAAGCAGAUCAGGAAGUCUGCGCUAAAUUGGGAUCCAAUAAGAUGACAUUUACCAGCAUGUGCAAGCUGAGGCAGGCUUCUUGCAGGUUCCAAAAGAAAAUCGUUGUUAAAAACCAAGGCCAAUGCAAAGGUGAGCAACCCAAGUCUCCCUCAUCCUGCAAGACGAUGCCCAGAUAUCGCCCCUAUCGGAUGUACCACAAUGGUGAAAAAUUCAUAAGCAUGACGGUUUUUCGCGAUGGCUACUGUGAUGGAGGCUGCGGCAAAGAACUUGGGGUCUGUUGUAAGCCGUAUAAACCAAGCGUGCAAUAUAGAAAAUCUUAUUUCAUAGGCACGUCUGGUAAAGUCUAUUAUGCCAGAUUUGGGUAUUAUUACGUCACGAGGUGUAAAUGCAUUGACACACGAAAGCCGCCCUCAAAGUCGGGUGCGCCUUGAACGCCUAAAUGAUUCGACCUGGGAGCGAUGGCAAGGAAGUCAUGUUCUGUUACAUAAGAAUCGACACAGGGAAUGUGAUGCGUCACGAUUUUUUUUCCUUCUGAUAGAAAUAUUGAAUUCCUUUUUGAAAAUUCCUUUUUAAUUUGAUUUUCUUAAUCAUCGUUGAUCAAUACUUUGAAUAAAUUAUCAUAUAUUGAAGAGAAGUAUCGACGACACACUGAAUAGUAGAAAUAAAGGUUUAUGACCUUCUGAAAAACCUUUUUGGCCAACACAAUAUUAUGCACCCCGUAUAGUUUUUUUCCGCCAAGUAGUUUUUCAGAAUCACAAAAACAAUUAAGAGUUUUUCAUAUCACUGAAAACCCGGCUGUACAUGAUGCAUAUCUGUAAAGGUUUUUGACAACCUCAAACAAACUUUUCUCUGGAUUUAAAUUGUGACGUUGUAAAGAUUUCCUAUGUAACAAUACAUUUUCCAUUAAUGAACUCCAAGAAAUGGCUCGAUGCAAUCUGUCGAUGGCUUGAUGCUAUUCGACAUCAAAAUAUUUAGGUUUUUUUUUAGUUUUUAGUGGAAAAGACUCAGAGAUACCGUUUUGCCCGUUUUUUUUAACCACCCUGUAUUAAUGUACAUGUAUGAAAGAAAGAAAGGUAAAGAAAAACGAUUAUUUGAACAGAGUAAGUCAAUAUUAGUUGUAUGAAAGAAUUAUGUUUACUAAUUAAAACGCCGAGGGGCGCGGGGCGCUACCGACAAUAUAGACAAUUUAAACAUACGGGCAAUGGUUUUCUGUGUCUCUUUCCCCUGAGUACACUCCGGCAGAUUUUUAUUCUUACAUCUUAGUUCCUAGUCAUUGUUAUUAUCAAAUGUCUUCUGCCGUUAAGAAUGAAAAAGGUCGUCUUGAUGCAAAGCUCCUUCUGAAGUUCGUUUGAAAUAACUGCCAUUGAACCUCCUUCCCAGGAAAACGAAUCGCCGGAAUUCGGACAGAAACACCACUAUUUCUCAUAACUCCAAGACACAUUUGUGUCCUUUUACGAAAUUUUACUUUAGCAUUCAGUUUACCUGGGUUUAUGAUGUGUGCAGGUUAUUUCAAAAGAACAUGACGGUACAUACACUUAAGGAUGAUAUUUUAAAAUGGGUAUUCAGUAAACUCUCAUUCUAAAUUUCUCCUCUCAAUUAUAAGUCCCUAGUCUUUAAAGCUAUCAAAAACAUGCUACCGAAAUAUCAUCCUGACGUAACUAGCGAUUCUCAAUAAAAAACCUGAUCAUAUCAAAUGACCUUAUCUCUUGCCUGUUGUGAUCGAGCAGUGAAUUGGCUGUGUAAUUUGACAUUCACGUGAAGAAGUACAUACUUGCAAUUGUUUUAGCAUUGUGUGGGACGGUGGCGAAGCUGCUAAAUGACUUGCGUUUGUUGAAGAAAACACCCUAAGACUCAUUGUUCGAUCUUGACAUCAGGCAAAGAUCAGUUAUUGUAGGCUAUCAUGCCUGACUGACUGAGUAGUUCGAAAUAUCUUGAAGUAAUUAAAUUCCAAACCUAAGGUAUCAUCCUAGUGUACCUACCAACAUAUGACGGUCGACCCCGGGCUUGUUAAGUAUUUCAUGAAGAGACGAAGGUUUGUCUAGAUUUCUACGGUUGGAUUGGCACAAGGAAACAGGGUCAUUCAAUAAUAAGAUAGAAAAUAAAAGCGCAGUCUGCCUGAA
Lineus longissimus is the source of this 19399-nucleotide messenger RNA. RefSeq lists its product as uncharacterized. The coding region runs from base 50 to 17710 and encodes 5886 amino acids. Lineage: Eukaryota; Metazoa; Nemertea; Pilidiophora; Heteronemertea; Lineidae. The record is from RefSeq and is a predicted model, not a curated record. The transcript is spliced from 120 exons. Gene Ontology annotation, molecular function: calcium ion binding; protein binding.